Messenger RNA from Alligator mississippiensis (American alligator), 5387 nucleotides. It is a transcript of the gene SEMA4A, whose product is annotated as semaphorin 4A. The coding region runs from base 2423 to 4756 and encodes 777 amino acids. NCBI's taxonomy places the organism in Eukaryota, Metazoa, Chordata, Crocodylia, Alligatoridae. Gene Ontology annotation, biological process: negative chemotaxis; semaphorin-plexin signaling pathway; axon guidance. The record is from RefSeq and is a predicted model, not a curated record. The transcript is spliced from 15 exons. Gene Ontology annotation, molecular function: semaphorin receptor binding; chemorepellent activity.
AUCCUUCUGGCAUGGGGACAUCCCCUGUGCAUGAGCAAUGCAGCCUGGGGGGCUUCAUUGUGCAUGGCUGCUGUGGGUCUCAGGAGAGCUGGGCUGGCUCUGGGUAUGGUCCCUGCACCAGCAGGAGCUCAGACCCCUUGCAAUCCCCAAUGCGAUGUAGUGGAGCCAGGCCCAUCUGCCCCUUGCAUAUGGCAGAAAUCAGCCCCAGUCUCCCCGCCCCAGCCCCAUCUCCCUGUGGUCCCCACGGAGGUGCCGUAGGUCUGGGGGGCACCCUGCUCCCCACCCCCCACAGCCCUGGGAAGGCAAAGCCAGCCUGCCACUGGCUUGAAUGGGUGGGAGGGCAAUGAGGGACAGAGCCAGCACCCCAUAAGGAGCAAGGAGCGGGUGCCUGAUGGACGUCCCUGCAGCCAGACAGUCGAAUCCCAGCUGGGGUGGGUGGACGGAUGGGGAGAUCGUGUGAUGUGUGUGGGGAUGGAGCUGGAGAGAGAGAGAGACAGCAGUGUGAGGCAGAUGGAUGGACUGAUAGACAGAGUGCGUGUGUAUGGGGUGGAGGGAUAGGUAGACUGAGAUGUGUACAGACAGACAGACAAAGUGAUGUGUAUAGGGAUGGACAGACAGAGAGAUGGAUAGAGUGAGAUGGAUGGAUAGGUGCGUGGAAAGAAGGUAGGCAAGCAGGUGGAUAGAUAGAUAGAUAGAUAGAUAGAUAGAUAGAUAGAUAGAUAGAUAGAUAGAUAGAUAGAUAGAUAGAUAGAUAGAUAGAUAGAUAGAUAGAGUGGUACGUAUGGAGACGGAUGGAUGGACAGACAAUGAUACAGAUGGAUGGAUAGAUAGACAGAAAAUGUGGCGUGUACAGGGAUGGAUGGAUGGAUAGAGUGGCACAGAUGGAUAGGAGGAUGGUAGACAGGCAGGCAUGCAAAGUGGUGUAUAUGGGGAUGGAUGGAUAGACAGAGGGACAGGCAGAAAGACAGAGGGGAAUGGAUGGAUUGCUGGAUAGGUAGGUAGGUAGAUAAAAUGGGAUGUCUGGAUGGAUAGACAACAUAGUAUGCAUGGGGGUAGAUAGAUAGAUAGAUAGAUAGAUAGAUAGAUAGAUAGAUAGAUAGAUAGAUAGAUAGAUAGAUAGAUAGAUAGAUAGAUAGAUAGAUAGAUAGAUGGGAUGGGUGGACAGACAGACAUGCAGAUAGAUGAAGUGGUGUGUAUGACGAUAGAUAGUUAGAUGGAUGAACAGACAGACAGAUGAAUGGAUGGACUGCAGGCGAGUGGACGGACAGACGGGCUCCGCAUGCCCGGGGCUCCUAGAGGAGGAUCACACCGUGCCCCCUUCCCCUGACCCAGCCCAGCUCCCUCCCCGGCCUUGGUGGCUCUGGCCCAGCUCCGAACAAUGUGGAGCUUAGCCCUUCCCGCGGCCCCGUCUCGGUCGGCAGCGUGUGAAGCCCGGUGCGGUAACCUAGUUUCUGCCUCACAAGGAGCUUUCUGUCCUGGCCGAAUGGCAAGCGCAGGGGGUCGUUUCACCCCCCACCACACACACACACACACACACACACACACACACACACACACACACACACACACACACACUUCCCAACCAUUGGCUCCUCAAACGCUGGGCUGGAGGUGGGGGGAACUAGAGGGGGUGUUUCCAUGCCCUGCUCUGCUCUGCUCCCGAAGCACUGGGGAGGCUGGAGCUCAUGGUAGGGCCCCGAUCCUCCUUCAUUCCCUUCUGGCCAGCAAGUGGCACCUCCAGGAGGGGUAAACAAGAGAGGAACCAACUCUGGGCUGUAUAAAAAAGACAGCUGGGGGCCCUUUUUAGGCCUAUGUAAGCCCCCUGAGGGUGCCCACCCCGUUCUGCCCAUGGGCUGGGAGGCCACCUGGCCCUGGGGUCCAUCAACUGGAUCCUCCAAAGACUUAAGAGUAAAGCCCCAACCUCCUUGGUGCUGAGAGACUUGGCCUUCCAGUCCCCUGCACAAAGCACGAGACCCCCCACCCUCCCCCGAAUCCAGAAUUGGACCCAGGGGUCCCCCACUUGAGCGGGUCCAGACAUAGAUCUCAGGUGUCCGGCCCCGAGCCACACUGGAAGCUGGGCUGCUCCCCGCUUGGCUGUGCGGAUCUGGAGACGCCCCCGGAGCUGCCGGGACUCGCCCGGGGAGGCUGGAGUUUCUGGUUCCCCGAAGCACGGGGAGCUACCCUCCGCGCUCCGCCCCAGCCCAGCCCCAGCUGCUGCCAGGCUCAGUGCCAGGGACCCACGGGGAGGGGAAGGAAGCAGAGCUGGGGCCCUGCACAGACUGAGCCCGGGCCCAGUGGAUGCACAGACCCAUUUCCCAUGGGUGCUGAGCCCCGAGCCAUGGGACUGAGCCGCCUGCCGGUGAGCAUGCCCACAUAUCGGAGCUGAUUCUGCACCCUGGAGAGCGCCCACACUCCCGCCGCGAUGCACGCCCGUGCCCUCUGCCUGCUGUGGGGCCUGGCAAUCUCCACCGCGGCCCUUGGCCCUGAUCCAGCGCCUCGUGUUGCCUUCCAGUGGGGAGACCCACGCAGGAUCCUGCCCCACUUCAGUCUCCGGGGUGUCUCCAACUACGACGUUCUGCUGCUGAGCAAGGAUGAGGACACGCUGUACGUGGGUGCCCGGGACACCAUCCUCUCUCUUGGGGUGGACAGCACAGGCACCAUGGCAUUCAAGAACUUGAUCCCCUGGGCCCCCACGGACGAGAAGAAGCAGGAGUGUGUUUUUAAGAAGAAGAGCAAUCUGACUGAGUGCUUCAACUUCAUCCGUGUCCUGGUGCCACUGAACCAGACACACCUGUACGUCUGUGGGACCUACGCUUUCAGCCCCACCUGCAGCUACGUGAGUCUGGACACCUUCACGCUGGUUUCCGGUGCUCAGGGACAGCCCCUGUUGCUGGAUGGCAAGGGCCAGAGCCCCUUCAAUCCCCAGCACACAUACACGGCAGCGCUGGUGGAUGGGGAGCUCUACACAGGUACCAUGAACAACUUCCAAGGCAAUGAGCCCAUUAUCUCCCGUGCCCUGAGCAACCGGACCCUGCUGAAGACUGAUGCCUUCCUCCGCUGGCUGCAGGCUGACGCAGCCUUCGUAGCCUCCUUCAGCAUCCCCCAUGACGACAAGGUCUAUUUCUUCUUCGAGGAGACAGCCAACGAGUUUGACUUCUUCGAGGGGCUCACGGUGCCACGGGUGGCGCAGGUCUGCAAGAGCGAUGUGGGGGGUGACAAGGUGCUGCAGCGGAAGUGGACAACAUUCCUGAAGGCGCAGCUGUCCUGUGCCCAGCCCGAGCGCUUCCCCUACAAUGUGAUCCACCACGCUGUGGCCCUGCCUCAGCCAGCCGGCGGCACCGUCUUCUAUGGGGUCUUCUCUUCCCAGUGGGAGAUGGGGGCCACGGGUGGUGCGGCCGUGUGUGCCUUCAGCCAGCCUGCAAUCAAGGAGGUUUUCAACGGCAAGUACAAGGAGCUGAACAAAGGGAGCUUGCGCUGGACCACCUACAGUGAGCCGGUCAUGGUGCCCCGACCUGGCAGUUGCUCAGUGGGGCCAUCAUCAGACAAGACCUUGAACUUCAUGAAGGAGCAUUUCCUCAUGGACGGGAAGGUGGAGCCCAUGGGCCUGCGCCCGCUGCUAGAGAAGCAGGAUGUGACCUACACGCGCCUUGCGGUGCACCAGGUCCCCAGCAUCUCCGGUACCCAAUACCCCGUCCUCUUCCUGGGCACAGACCAGGGGCUGCUGCACAAGGCGGUGGUGCUGCCUGGUGGGACCCACAUCAUCGAGGAGAUCCAGCUGUUCCAGGAGCCUGAGGCUGUGAGAAACCUCCUACUGUCUCCUGCCAAGGGCAUGCUGUACGUGGGCUUCGCCCGUGGGGUCCUACAAGUGCCUGUGGCCAACUGCAGCUUGUACCAGAGCUGCGCUGACUGCAUCCUGGCCCGUGACCCCUUCUGUGCCUGGGACAGCCUCAGCCAUGCCUGCCGGGAGACCCGCGCCGGGGCUAAUGUCACGCACUGGCUGCAGGAUGUGGAGAUGGGCUUCCCAAAUGACACAUGCCCGCAGUCCAGGCCCAAGGGCAGGGCCAUCGGCCGGUCCCAGGAUGGUGUGGACAGCAACGUGAUGAAGACUCUGAGCCCCGCGCCGAACACGGUGCUUCGCCUGCCUUGCCCACGGCUCUCCGCCCUGGCCAACUAUAACUGGCGCUAUCCAGAGCAGCGCCCCAGCGAGGGGGUGGCCGUGCUGGCCGACCAGACGCUGGUGCUUAUUGCACAGAACCGCACAGCCGGUACUUACGAGUGCUGGGCCAGUGAGAACGGGUACAGCCGGCCUGUGGCCCGCUACGUGGUGCAGCAGCCCCGUGGCGGUGCCGGGCACCCUGGGUACCACAGCAGGGUAGAUGGCAUUGCCGAGGAGGGGGUGGAACCGCUGUCCCCACACCGCUCCUACUGGCCCCAGUUUGUGACGGUGACAGUGCUGCUGGCCGUGACACUCGUCGGGGCCGUGGCCGUGGCUCUGGUCUCCUACCAUGACCGACUCAAGGCCAAGAGCAAGGUGCAGGGCUGCAGCUCCCCUCCAGCCACCAAAGCCUCGCAGCAGGAGAAGGUACCGCUCAGCGGAGCCGGGGGCGACUUCCAGUUCCCGACGUCCUACCAAGACGGGGCCUGCUGCCUUCAGAUGGACGGGAUCUCCCAGGCCAUCGAUGCUGACAACAACCGCCUCAGUGCUGGACCGGGCCUCAUGGACGGGGCACCAGGGGCAGCUGCAGGGAAGGCGUAGGCAAAUGGGCAUGCCUACCCUGAGCCCCGGCCCCUGCCCUUGCCCCUGCCCAGCUCCCAUCAAGAUCAACAGUGUUGGGAGAAGGAGAGACCCUACAAUAACAUGCCGCUUUGCCCAGCUCCCAACCAAGAGCCAGUGGUGGGCACAUGCCAUCCAGCUGCGAGCACAUCUGCCCCUUGAGAUCCCCCAGGGUGGCAGGAGCCAUUCCUGCUGCACCUGCUGUGAUGCCCCAGGAGCUGGGGGCUGCUUGGGCCCGGGUGCUGUGUUGCUGGCAUCCAGACUGCAAGGCCAGGCUGGUCCCAGCCAGACCAUGACGUGGCAGUGCCCUGUGUGUUUCGUUGUCCUCUACUGCAUGGAAAUCAGUGCUGUCCUACUGUGUGUUGUAAGCCCAAUACAGCUGGCAAGUAGUGGUGAUUCCCCUCAGGCUCCGGCCAGUGCAGGCCUGGGGCCCAGGACAGCUGCCCCACUGUCCGCGGAGCAGUGCAGGAAGGUCUUGGACUUGGGAGCAACUCUUAGACUGAGAUCCUGGAAGGUUUGUAGGCGCCAAACUUCCCCGCCGGGGCUGCCGGGUGCCUCAUACCUCCCGCAGGCUGCACAACACCUCCGGCACAGGGGAGAGGGCAUGAGUGGG